This is a messenger RNA of Lucilia sericata (common green bottle fly), 2471 nucleotides long. RefSeq lists its product as uncharacterized. Lineage: Eukaryota; Metazoa; Arthropoda; Insecta; Diptera; Calliphoridae. The record is from RefSeq and is a predicted model, not a curated record. Gene Ontology annotation, molecular function: adenylate cyclase activity. Gene Ontology annotation, biological process: cAMP biosynthetic process; adenylate cyclase-activating G protein-coupled receptor signaling pathway; adenylate cyclase-inhibiting G protein-coupled receptor signaling pathway. The annotation marks the transcript as partial. The transcript has 6 exons.
AUUAUGAUUCAUCAGACACUGGACGUAACGUAGAAGCCAAUACAAAUGUGAAUGCAAACCUCAGUCCAACAAUAUCCUUUUGGUUUCGUUUGAAUCGCAUCAUUUUACGUUUGUGUAGUACGCAUCAAUUUAAAAAUUUACAAGUUGAAAUGUUGUAUCAACGUUAUUUUCUGCGCAUGAAUCAAAGCAAUACUACUCACAUACUGGUGCUAUUAUUAGCACUUAUUUUGGCUCUAUCAAGUGCUCAUAUUGUUUUCACAACCAUGCAAGUGAAACGUAACUUUUCGACAACUUUUCAAGAUGAUUCUGUUGUAAAUAUUGGUGGCAGCAGUGGCAGUAACAAAACUAUUAUUAUGGCCGCAACACAACUAUUAUUACCUGGUCAACAACAAAUUAAAGAGCAGCAGGAGGAAGUGGGAACGGGCGUGAUUGCAGCAAAAGAUGAUAAAUUUAUAAUAUCCGCUUUGCAACGAAACUUGGAAAUACUCUAUCAAUUACCACCAAAAUAUAAUUUAACAGCAACUACAACUACAGCACCAGCCAAUAACAAUCAAAUUGAUAAGAUGGCAACAAGAGGUAUUCAUUCUUAUGAAGAGAAUAAGCUGGGUGCUAUUGAAGUUAAAGACGUUGAAAAUUUCGAGCAUGGAAAUGAUGUUGAUAUUGAAGUUGUUACUAACCACAAACCAACUUCGUUAAUAAUGCACAAUUUACCUUUGCCAGAAUUUGUAGCAAGUGCCAAAGUUGUAAGUUCUAAGCAGCCACAGCCACAACAACUACAAGAACAAGUUCUUCAUCAUCAAUAUAAUUUGAACGAUGACUCUAAAGCCGCUUUUGUUUCACGGUUAUUUAAACGUCGAAAACGAAAAUAUUUAAAUAGACAUUUGCUAAAGCACCGUUCAAGAUUGAAACGUUAUGCCCUGGAUGAGAAAGAAUUUCAGAAGACAAUAACAAAAGCUGCACAUCAAGCAACUGUCAACAAAAUAUUACAGGAGCAACAGCAUAAUCAUCAUCCUAAUCAUGAUUUGUUACAAUCCACAAACAAACAGACAAGUUCAUCAACUGUUAAUAAUGAUGAUAAUGAUGAUUAUCAUUAUUAUCAGCAAAAUUAUCAUCAUCUUCAACGCAAUCAUAAUAAUGAUUAUGAUAUAACUAAAAAUAAUAAAAAUUAUAACAAAGAAUUAUACAACAUACAACGACUUGAACAAGGACAUAAAAGACAACAGCAACAAGUUGCCACAACUACGAUUUUACAACAACAGCAUGAAAUGUCAAGGGAAAUUGUUGAUGCUGUUGAAAAACAGCAGUCUAGAGGUACUGGGGAGACAAACUCAAAUACAAAUACUUUUGUAGUGGCAGGUGACAAGCAGCAAGAAAUGGAGAAUGUGUUAAAUGGAAAAAUUAAAUAUGAUGUGAAGAAUAAAGAUGUUGAUGACUUGAUACAAUCAAAUGUAAACAACAAUGAAAACAAACAGUCACAGCAACAGAAGCAGGAACAGCAGGAGCAACUAAAACAGCGUAAAAAGAAAAGUACAUUAAAUAAUAAUUCAUAUGAAAUUGAAAAAACCAAUCAAACAAAAAUACAUCAACAACAUGAGCAUCAUCAUCAUCAUUAUCAUCACGAGCAUCAGCACCAGGGGCAACAAAAAAUCCAACCAAAUAGCAAUGAUGAAGAAGUUUAUUUGUAUGACAAUAACUUCAACAAUAUUGAUAUUGUCAAGCAAAAUUUAUCAAACGAUUAUAAUACUGGGAAUAAGGGCAGCAGUGACAGUCAAACGUUCAAUACUAAAAAUUCGCCAGACUCAAAAAGUUUUGACAGUGAUGUUCAAGGUAAAGGUCCCCUUAUGUUAAGACUACAGGAGGAUGAAGAAGGAAUAGGAAAUGAAGCAGAAAAUGAAAAUAUAGAAACACCUGAUUCAGCUGAAGCGCAAAUAAAAAUAGUCAAUCAAUUUGAUUUUGUUUUGGCCGUUCUUCAGGAAAUUGAUGAGAAAAUGAUUGUUUUACUUAUAGUCAUGACCAUUUGCGUGUGUGUUUAUUCAUUUUUGUUGUGCAUUUUGGCAAAACCCGCCAUGAAUGAGAUAUUUUUAGUGUUGGUAUCUUAUGUCAUUGUUGGCACAUUUGUGGCAAUACAAAUAGCUGUGGGAUAUGCAACAUUGCCAAGCAAAUCAUUCAAUGGAACUGUAUGCAGUGUUAUUUUCAUCUACAUGACUUACACCAUGUUGCCACUACGCUUACGGGAAUCAUUAGUUGGUGGCAUCAUACUAUCCGCAACACAAAUCUAUACAAGUUUGCGUUAUGUUGAGGACACCUACCAUUGGCAAGAGUUAUUUAGCUCGUUAAUGGCUUUAUUUUUAUCCAAUCUGACCGGCAUUUAUACGCACUGGCCCAAAGAGAAGGCACAACGUAAAGCUUUCAUUGAGACACGUCAAUGUAUAGAGGCUCGUUUGCGUACGCAACGUGAAAAUCAGCAACAG